Poecile atricapillus (Black-capped chickadee) is the source of this 6897-nucleotide messenger RNA. RefSeq names its product microtubule associated monooxygenase, calponin and LIM domain containing 2 (gene MICAL2). The record is from RefSeq and is a predicted model, not a curated record. The coding region runs from base 485 to 3964 and encodes 1159 amino acids. Gene Ontology annotation, molecular function: protein binding; FAD binding. NCBI's taxonomy places the organism in Eukaryota, Metazoa, Chordata, Aves, Passeriformes, Paridae. The transcript has 26 exons.
CCCCAAAGCAUCCCCAGCUGCCUGAGGGUACCUACAAAGAAGGCCUGCUGGGGCUUUUGUCAAGCCUUUAGGUUAGCACACAGGGCUUUAGCUUUGCCCUUUCUGUUGCAGCGCUUCAAGCGACUCCUGAUUGUUUUUGUUCCUUUUUCAUACAACUUCCCAUCAGCGAGAUGUCACUGUCGAUGGGAGCCGGGGAGUCACAGUGUUCGCUGUCAGCUGAACUUUCCCCCCAGUGCUUUUCUGCUGGCCUGCUGACCGAAACCUUCCUGAAGCUGCCGAAGAUGUGACGACAUUGACGCUUCCUCCAGACCAGAGCCCGGGCAGCGGAGAGGAAGCGCCCCGAGCUCCCCGCGCCGCGCUGUUCCCCGCGGGGCUCCCGCACGGCAGGAAUAACAUGUGUGGAAGUACUUGCUUUUGUUGAUCACCUGUACCCUGACACAAGAGCUCCAGCUUAAUCAUUCUCUUCAAAUUCUGCUCUCAGAACAUGGGGGAAAACGACGAUGAAAAAUACAACCAAGCUGGCCAGGUAUUUGAAAACUUUGUACAAGCAUCAACAUGCAAAGGAACCAUUCAGGCCUUCAAUAUUCUCACUCGACAACUUGAAUUAGAUCCUUUGGACAAUAGAAACUUUUACACCAAACUGAAAUCGAGAGUGACCACGUGGAAGGCCAAAGCUUUGUGGAACAAGCUUGAUAAAAGAGCAAGUCACAAAGAGUAUAAACGUGGAAAGUCUUGUAUGAACACUAAGUGUUUAAUUAUUGGAGGUGGCCCGUGUGGGCUGCGGACUGCCAUAGAGCUCGCCUUCCUGGGAGCCAAGGUGGUCGUGGUGGAGAAGAGGGACACCUUCUCCAGGAACAACGUGCUGCACCUCUGGCCCUUCACCAUCCACGACCUCCGGGGACUGGGAGCAAAGAAGUUCUAUGGGAAGUUCUGUGCGGGAUCCAUUGAUCACAUCAGUAUUCGACAGCUUCAACUCAUCCUCUUCAAAGUUGCACUUAUCCUGGGAGUCGAAAUCCACGUGAACCUGGAAUUUGUGAAAGUCCUGGAGCCUCCUGAAGAUCAAGAAAACCAAAAGACAGGUUGGAGGGCUGAAUUUCUCCCCAUGGAUCACCCUUUGUCAGAGUAUGAAUUUGAUGUUAUCAUUGGUGCAGAUGGCCGCAGGAACACGUUGGAAGGCUUCAGGAGGAAGGAAUUUCGUGGAAAGCUGGCUAUUGCCAUCACUGCCAAUUUUAUAAACAGAAAUACAACUGCAGAAGCCAAGGUAGAAGAAAUUAGUGGGGUUGCUUUCAUCUUCAACCAGAAGUUCUUCCAGGACCUGAAAGAGGAAACGGGGAUUGACCUGGAGAAUAUUGUCUACUAUAAAGACAGCACACAUUAUUUUGUGAUGACAGCAAAAAAGCAGAGUCUUCUGGACAAAGGAGUGAUUAUUAAUGACUCCAUUGAUACCGAGCUGCUGCUCUGUGGGGAAAAUGUGAACCAGAACAAUUUGCUGUCCUACGCCAGAGAAGCUGCUGACUUUGCAACCAACUACCAGCUGCCUUCCUUGGAUUUUGCAAUUAAUCACUAUGGCCAACCAGAUGUAGCAAUGUUUGAUUUUACCUCCAUGUAUGCCUCUGAAAACGCUGCUCUGGUGAGAGAGAGGCACAGACACCAGCUCCUGGUGGCGCUUGUUGGAGAUAGUUUGCUUGAGCCCUUCUGGCCGAUGGGCACUGGCUGUGCACGAGGUUUCCUGGCUGCCUUUGACACGGCGUGGAUGGUGAGGAGCUGGGCACAGGGCAAGCCCCCGCUGGAGAUCCUGGCUGAACGAGAGAGCAUUUAUCGACUCUUGCCUCAGACGACCCCUGAAAACAUUAAUAAGAACUUUGAGCAGUACACCAUUGACCCGGGAACAAGAUACCCCAACUUGAACUCGAGCUGUGUUCGACCUCACCAGGUGAGACAAUUGUAUGUUACCAAUGAGCUGCAGCAGUGUCCUCUGGAAAGAGUGAGCUCCAUCAGAAGAUCAGUGAACCUCACAAGACAAGAGUCAGAUAUUCGGCCUAACAAGCUUUUGACGUGGUGCCAGAAGCAGACAGAGGGAUACCGAAAUGUUCAUGUCACUGACCUGAGCACCUCCUGGAAAAGUGGCCUUGCUCUGUGUGCCAUCAUCCAUCGCUUCAGGCCUGACCUCAUAGACUUUGACUCCCUGAACGAGGAGGACGUGGUGAGGAACAACCAGCUGGCGUUCGACGUGGCCGAGCAGGAGUUCGGCAUCCCCCCGGUGACCACGGGCAAGGAGCUGGGCUGGGCUGGGGAGCCCGACAAGCUGAGCAUGGUGCUGUACCUGUCCAAGUUCUAUGAGCUGUUCCGGGGCGCCCCGCUGCGUGCUGUGGAUGCUGAUGAGAAGCAAAAUGGAGAAAAUAAUGAUCUUGGAUCACCGAAAUCAUCGAAUUUCAUCUUUAAUAAUUAUAUCAAUUUAACUUUACCAAGAAAACGAGUACCAAAGGCUGAAGGGAAGACAGAAGAAAACGAGACGAACAAAAGGCGUCGGAAAGGACUCUUCGGUGUCUUUGAGCAGACUUCAGGCUGUCCAAGCCAGGAGACAAACAAUGGGAAGGAACAGAGUGAUGGCAGAGAAGGAAUGAACCAGAACAAAGUCAAAUCAAUGGCAACUCAGCUGCUGGCAAAGUUUGAGGAGAACACUUCAAAUACAAUUCUGCGGAGACAGGAGCUGACAGAUAGAGCAGCCCUGCUCUCCUCUGAGCCUCCUGUUAAUCCUCGCUUCGCUAAGCCUGUGGAUGCCAGCCUUCUUCCACCUCAAGCCAAAAGGCAGUUUCAGGUGGUAGCUAGGAGUGAACACGAGGUCAGGGAACCCAAACAGUCUUUAAAUGGUUCUGAUCAAAUGGCCAGGAGAGCAAAGACUGUGCACAGAACAGAUCCCCAGCCCAGUCUGGCAGAAACCUCUGAAAAUCUCGCAUCUGCCUGUUCUGCUGCAUUUGUACUUUCUGGAGUGCUUGAGCGUCUUCAGCACCUGGAGGAAAAAAUGAAACAGAAAAGAGCUCAGACCAUAGCAAAUAGGGAAUUCCAUAAAAAGAACAUUAAAGAGAAAGCAGCACAUCUCGCCUCAAUGUUUGGAUACGUGGAGUUUCCAAAGAAUAAGCUACCUACUAAAGGCUUACCCCAUUCUCAGCCCCCAACUCCCUCUUGCCCUCCACCUCAUCAUUCAGCUGCUGCUGCUUCAUCAUCUGUUGGUUCUGCUUCCUCUGCUGUUUCUUCUCAACAGACAACUGUAGGAAAGGUCUCCCGGGCAAUUGGAGCUGUGGCUGAAGUUCUUGUAAAUCUGUAUGUGAAUGAUCACAGGCCCAAGCCACAGCUUGAACUGAAGCGGUCUCUGGACAGAGCUGCAGGUUCUUGCCCCAUUCCUCACUCUCCAUCUGCUGCCUCCACUGCUCAGAGCUGUCAGGGUUCUCUGCGGAAGGAAUUCCCCAAGUCCAUCGGGGGGAGUGACAUCUGCUAUUUCUGCAAGAAGCGGGUCUAUGUGAUGGAGCGGCUGAGUGCAGAAGGCCACUUCUUCCACAGGGAGUGCUUCAAGUGUGAAAUAUGUUCCACAACACUCCGCUUAGGAAUUUAUGCCUUUGAUGUUGAAGAAGGUAAAUUUUACUGUAAACCUCAUUUUACACACUGCAAAAUCAGUACGAAACACAGAAAGAGAAGGGCAACAAUCCAGAUCCAUGGGCAGGAGGCGAUAGACACGUGGAAGAAGGUGGAAGCCAGGCCCACAGAGAUCAGCACAGAAAGCACUUUGUCCACUGCUAGCAGCCCAGAGGACAGGUCCCCAGCGGGUGGCAGAAAGGUGAAAUUCUAUUAUCUGGAGCAGCAGAUGAGUAAAUUUAAUUUCUUCUGGGUGUCCCUCAGCAAGGUGUACCUUAAUCUGUUCAACAGCAAGGACACAGUGACAUCCCAGUGCUCAUUGCUUUCAGCCUAGCUAGCCAGCCAGGUAAGCAUGCUCCCUGCCUUCCAAGCACUUAUUUAUGUUCAGAAGUUUACCAGGAAGUAGGUAAAUCCUUAGACAUGGCAAUAUGUGUAGCCUAAAAUGAAAAGCAUUUCUUUGGAGCCAGAAGGAUGUGGCAUAAACAAUAGGAAAUACUGUUGUGUUCAGUUAGCACCAAAAUCGAGAUCACCUGCCAGUGCUCUCAAAUGAUUGCUGCUGCCUGUGGGAUGGCAGCUCUUGGGCUUUGUUCUUUUGGUUUUUGUUUUAAUAUAAUGUGGGAAAAAGAUUAUUUGAAUUGUUUUGCCUCUUAGGUGUGAAAAGGAAAUGUUUCUGCUGUUUAAAAUAAAUGACAAACUGGAUCUUUCUUCUAGCUAGUUUGACUUUCUUUAAACUAUGAGGAUGAGCUUUUCACAUUUUAGAGUGGUUAUGUAUUUUGGGGAAAAUUUAUUAUUUUCUCUGCACAGAACUUGAAAAAGUGCUUGAAGAAAAUUUCUAGAUGUAAGGUAGCAUUCCUAACUUGCCAUUAAUGCUCAACCACGUAUUCAGCCAAACUUUGCUGCAAGAUUGAGUGCACACAGCAAUAAUUCCAGUUCCAUGGUGGCCAUCUGUAUAUAUGUCAUGUAUCUGUACCCUUCUUACAGCAUUUAAAAAAACCCCACUUGGAAACACUGUAUUAUUUUGAAUUAUUUUCUAAUGACAGUAACUGUUUCACCCUAAAAAGGAGACAGUCUGCAGUGCAACACAGCCAACUUCUGAGUGGUCAAGUUUCCAAAUUUGGGCUGCCAUCAAUUUUGGUUUCAGAUUUUGUGAGUAGGAGAGUCUUGGGGAACACUUCUAACUAAAGUUUUCUCCUGCUGUUUCCUACGGCAGAGUGAGCAUAAUGGUAAAUGUAGAGAAAAUGGUGAUGUAGUAAAAAACUUGGAAAUCUCUGGUCGAUGAACUUAAACUAAAUGAAUCUUACUAGUAGAAAUUGUAAAAAUAAGAUUAAAAAAAAAAUAAAAAUUAAAAUAUGGUAAUUGGUUUUAUAUGGAUUUGUAUAAUGGGGCAUAAAUCCCUACAUUUCCACAACAAAAUUCAGGAACUUGCAUAAUGAAAAUGUUUUCUUGAGGAAUCUUAAUUACCAUGCAUUUUCCAUUGGGAUUUUGCAGGUGAUUCUGUUGGGAGGGUUAUUUUAUUGGUAUCCAAUUGGUAGAUUUUAUUUUAUUUCCUUGCCUUACUGUUCUGCUAGUAAUACUCAUACCUGCUUGUCCUCAUUGAUAAUUGAAUGAAAAAAAAAGGCAGUCUCAUUUUGGCCAGUUAUUCUUUGUACCAGUGUGAUCUUCCUGAUGCUUUCCUACAUAACCAAGUGAAGUUCUGUGUUUUCUUCCCUGCUGUCUUCUCUGCCAACCUCCCUCAUUGCUUUUAGUCCAAUUCAACAUUCCGGUGCUGCACCCGCUCACUGGCUGAAGUCUUUCUGCUCUCAGGUGAUUUAUUUUUUUUUCCAGUUCCAAAAUUACGUGACUAACCCUUGUUGUUUGACAGCAUUUCAUUGUGUGUUUUGGGGGUUGUUUUUUAACUGUUGGAGCAAUCUGUGUGUCUGGUAUAUUAAUGGAGCUUUGGCAUGAUUAUUUAACCUGUUGCUGAAUUCACAGUUCUAGAAAAGGUGAUGUCUGUGCUCUUUGUACGGAAUGUUUUUCUCUCUCUCUGUGCAUGUGCGCUUCCCUGUGCCUUUAAGGUAAGUUAGGCAAGCCAAGGGUCUCUGGAAAGAACUCGUUAAAGGUGUAUUUCUUUCAAAGGAGGGAAGGAAAGCUUUUCAGUGAGGUGAGGGGUGAUGGCCCAGCAGAUUCUCUGGUUAGCAGGACAGCUGUCUGCAUCGAGCUCCCCCAGUCUGUGAGCCAGCAGUGGCUGAGCUCCUCCCUGCCUUCCUCCUGGAAAGGUGUCUGAAGGGUUUCUGCAGAAAAUCAGCCAAAGCCAUGCAAAUUCUGCUCUUCCCUCCAAGUGCCAGUGCAGGCAGCCCCAGAGGUGCCCGUGGUUCUCAUGCUGAGCUGUCAGUGCCCCAGCUCCGGGGGCUCUGGUUGGGUGCCUUUAUCACCUGCUGUGUGUGGCACUGGUGACCAGGUUCCUCUCACUGCUGAGCACUGCCAGCCCUCCCCAGGAGCAGCUCCCACCAGUGUUUUGUGUGCAUGUUUUACACAUUCCCAUUGCUGCCAUCACUGUGACAGUCUAGAAGGGGAAAUGGAUCCCAGCAAGAGCUCAGGAUGAGCAGAAGUGCACUCAGGGUCUGGCUGGUGUGCUCAUAGGCCAGCUGAGGAUCCCUCUCACAGGGAAGGGCCUUGGGGAAUUCAUCCUAGGAGCAGUUCUAGGAGGGGCCAAGCCUCCUCUGCCGUCUGUCCCAUUUCACACAGCUCAGGCAGGAACGUGGAGGGCAGCAGAGCCCCGUGCUCCUUGCCUUGCUGCUCUGUUUGCAUGGCUCAGCCACUUGUGUUUAUUUAUUUGUGUGGCACUCCUGGAACGGCUCGAUGGCUCUGACAGUCCCCACGCUGUGCCCACACAGAAUCUCUGUCUUUCAAACGUCCCUUCCUGCACCGGGGUGAGGCUCCCAGUGGAUUUCAGGGUGGCAUUGUGUUAUUACAAAGCUCAGCAUGCUUUAAUAUGAAGGUCCUGACAUAAAGGUCUGCCAUUUCAAACCACUUCCUACUGCUGUGUUUUUUACUCUCUGUUGCAGAGUCUUCCUUGCUCUUCCUGCCCAGUGAGGAUUCUGUCCUUCUCCUCCUAAAUCUUCUGUCUUCAUUUUACUUCAUAAUCUUAGCUGAAUAUUUUUAUUAAAUAGUUUUUAACUCUGUAUUUAAAUUUUCACAUGGAAAUUCUGUAUUUUGCACACGAUGAAAAUUGUUUUAGCUUUAUUUAUGAUAUCUGCUGUAAACAAAAAUAAAUGUAGUUCUUUAUAA